AUGAACUACAUUGAAUACGGUAUCAGCCGCAUAUUCGCGGGUGCCAAAGGCCGCGAUGCGCGCCUUUUCACGAAAGGCGCUGCUUUUGCACAGCUGACCAGCCCAACACUGACUCUCGACUGUCCCGAGGUGGGCGCGUCCGGAUCGCAAAUGCCCGCCGACCUCUCCGCUGACGGCGCUGGGCGCUUUCCCACCCUGAGCUGGGCUGCAGCAACCCCGGCUGUGAAAGAAUAUCUGCUCAUCAGUGAGGAUCCCGAUGCGCCUCUGCCUUCGCCGAUUAUCCACGGAAUCUACUACGGCAUCCCGGCCAGUGUGACCGGCGUGAGCGCAGUGGACUUCGAAACGGCCGAGGGCGAGUUCAUGCUUAAGGGCGGCUUCAAGUACGGCAAGAAUCGACGGGGGAAUGUAUACAUUCCCCCCUCGUCCGCUGCUGGCGAGCCUAUUGAUGCGACUGCGCUAAGCCCCCUGCCAACCGCCGAGGAAGUGGGGAAAGAGAUUGAGGGGAAGGUGGUGGGUUGGGGCGAAUGGGUCGGUUCAUAUGAGAGACAAUGGAAGUGA
Molecule: messenger RNA, 558 nt
Organism: Penicillium canariense
Lineage: Eukaryota; Fungi; Ascomycota; Eurotiomycetes; Eurotiales; Aspergillaceae
Product: YbhB/YbcL family Raf kinase inhibitor-like protein
Exons: 2
Coding region: 1-558 (185 amino acids)
Source: RefSeq, a predicted model, not a curated record